UCAAUAUCAUCAUCACUUUCUGAUUCAAUCCCUCUUUCAUCUCCUCCUAAAUCGUUUUCUUGUGAUGGUCGAUUCGAUUUUGUAAACGAAUAAGGAAAAAAAAUAAAAAAAUACAGAAGAUGACAAGUUCACAAGUAGAAACUGGUUUCUUCGUUGAGUUGAACAAUGGACUUGGAAUCAUCACUAGACACGAUUUAGCUUUUCUUCUUCUUCUUCUUCAAUCUCGUAUAGAAUAGCAAGCAUCUCAAACUUCUCGGAUAGACAUUGUCUUUUUUUUGUUAGCUCACAACCAAAUACUUGAACAUGAAUCUUCAGAUAGAGCUUCCUGAUGAUGGUUCAAGACAAGCUUCUUCUUCACCUUACUCUGCAAAAUCCAAAACUGUUCCUGAAUGUGGUCUUGGUGGGGAUAUGUAUGAUCCUUUUGUAGACAGCUUUGAACCAGCUUCUGUGGAAUUAGAUUGUGUUCAAGAGGAUGAACCGGUUAACGAUUUGUGUGCUGAACCGAGGGCGAGCGUUUCUUCGAACAGACCACUCAGUAUGGAAGAAAACAACCAAGGUGUUGAUAAACAAGCUCUAAGUGAGUCUGACAUGACAGCUCGGGUCAGUGUUUCUUCCAACAAACCACCUGAUGUUGAAGAAAACAACACCGCAGGAAAUGAUAUUGGAGUUGUUGUUUCUGGAGAGAACGAUGAGUUUGGUGAGAAUGCAGAGAUUGGGAGAGAAUGCAACAGCCAUGAGACUGGAACACCGAACUCUCAUAACGAGGACAUGGAGGUAGAAAACAAUGUACAUGAAGGCGAUGACAUGAGGAAAAAGUCUACAGAGAAAUCAAAGGAGAGAGAUUCGUCAAGGUCCAUGAAGCUUUUCAAAGUCGUGCUUACAAAAUUCGUCAAGGAUCUUCUGAAACCAUCGUGGAGACAAGGGAAUAUGAGCAAAGAGGCGUUUAAGACUAUUGUAAAGAGAGUUGUGGAUAAAGUGUCGAAUUCAAUGGAGGGUCGUCGUAUACCCAAAUCAAGAGCUAAGAUCGAUAAGUACAUUGACACUUCACAGCAGAAGCUGACCAAACUAGUUAUGGGUUAUGUAGACAAAUAUGUCAAAGCAUAGAAGAUAAGAGAAUUAAAGGGGAUUUCCCAUAACACAGCUUUCUGCAACUGGGGAAGAUUAGACCUUUGUCUUGUCUACAAACGAGUUUAGUCAGAAUUGUUCUUCUUCCGGGUGUGAAAUUUACGAUGAGGAAUUUACCUCUACCUUCAUAACAUGUAAAUGAAGAAUCCAUCAUUUUAAACAGAGUAGUUGAAUCGCUUGUAGCCGCAUCACAUGUUACUGCAUUCAGAAAACCUUUAUUGAUAAAUUCAUUUACAAGUACAA
Capsella rubella is the source of this 1368-nucleotide messenger RNA. Its product is annotated as zinc finger CCCH domain-containing protein 38. The record is from RefSeq and is a predicted model, not a curated record. The transcript has 3 exons. NCBI's taxonomy places the organism in Eukaryota, Viridiplantae, Streptophyta, Magnoliopsida, Brassicales, Brassicaceae. Bases 304 to 1104 code for a protein of 266 amino acids.